AUGAUAGUCCUUCUGGCUAACGCUGCUUUACAAGGUUAUGAUCCCUCAGACUAUGAGCAAAAAUAUUCCGAAGACGCCAAAGGAGAAGAGAUGGGACUUUUUGCGAGGAUAUGGAGAACUUAUUUGGACGAAUGCGCGAUCUUUGAUGCGGAGAUGGUAGAAGACUGGAGGGACGGAUUGGACGUACUUCUCAUUUUUGCUGGGCUCUUCUCAGCUGUCGUCUCAACAUUUGUGGUUCAAACGUCUCAAAAUCUCCAGAUUGAUUAUGGUGAAGUUUCGGCAGCUCUUCUAUUCGAGAUUGUCAGUGUUCAACGCGCCAUGGCCAGUGGAGCAUCUGUCGAUCUUGUUCCUCGCUCUAACCUCACACCCUACACACCCUUCCAUCCCAAGACACUCGAUUCGUGGGUCAACGGGCUGUGGUUCGCGAGUUUAUCACUCAGCCUUUCUACAGCUUUAGUCGCCGCCCUGGCAAAGCAGUGGAUUCACCAAUACGUAUCAGUGCCAUCGGGAACGCCUCGUGACAGGGUGCGUGUUCGCCACGUUCGCUACAUGAACCUCGAAGUCUGGUACAUACCCAUGAUCAUUGGCUUGCUCCCUGUGCUUAUGCAUAUCGCCUUGGGUCUCUUCCUCCUCGGCUUGGUUAUUUUCCUCAUCCCU
Molecule: messenger RNA, 657 nt
Organism: Desarmillaria tabescens
Lineage: Eukaryota; Fungi; Basidiomycota; Agaricomycetes; Agaricales; Physalacriaceae
Exons: 2
Source: RefSeq, a predicted model, not a curated record